This is a messenger RNA of Leptosia nina, 945 nucleotides long. The record is from the annotation of a GenBank genome assembly. NCBI's taxonomy places the organism in Eukaryota, Metazoa, Arthropoda, Insecta, Lepidoptera, Pieridae.
AUGGAGCCGAAAAGUGAUCUCGAUUUUAUAUUAAGAAAUUUACUAGCGGGAGGUGUGGCUGGUAUGUGUGCCAAGACAACAGUAGCCCCAUUAGACAGAAUUAAGAUUCUCUUACAAGCUCAGUCAGCUCAGUACAAGCACCAUGGUGUGUUUGGUGGCCUCAUGGCUAUAGUGAAACAGGAAUCUUUUCUAGCACUAUAUAAAGGCAAUGGAGCACAAAUGGUCAGAAUAUUCCCUUAUGCAGCGACACAAUUUACCAGCUUUGAAAUCUAUAAAAAGUAUUUAAGCGGGCUUAGUAUACCUAUGGUCCAGCAUGGCGAUAAAUUCCUCGCCGGAGCGGCGGCCGGUGUGACGUCAGUGACUCUCACCUACCCUCUGGAUACGAUUCGAGCACGCCUCGCCUUCCAAAUCACUGGGGAACACCGAUAUACGGGAAUCGCUCAUGCCGCCUCCACGAUGUUUAAAACGGAGGGCGGUAUACGUGCGCUAUACCGCGGCUUCGUCCCCACCUUGGUGGGCAUGGUACCGUACGCUGGGUUCAGCUUCUACUGCUUUGAAUCGCUCAAGUACCUCUGCAUGAAGUACGUACCGACCACGCUAUGCCGGAAGUGCGACAGGAACACAGGUGGUCUAGUGCUCUCAGUGCCGGGUAAGUUAUUAUGCGGCGGUCUAGCGGGCGCGGUGGCGCAGUCCGUUUCCUAUCCCCUGGAUGUAACCCGACGACGCAUGCAGCUGGCGGCCAUGGACCCCGCAACCAAACAUUUUGGUAUUGGCAUGUUCAAAACGCUGGCGCAUAUCUACAGUGAAAAUGGCAUCGUAAAAGGAUUAUACCGCGGCAUGAGUGUCAACUACAUACGCGCGAUCCCGAUGGUAGCCACCUCGUUCUCCACCUACGAGCUGAUGAAGCAGCUUCUCAAUCUCGACACGGGCAUGAAAGUCUCAUAA